Messenger RNA from Telopea speciosissima, 1104 nucleotides. RefSeq names its product actin-related protein 2/3 complex subunit 2A. Gene Ontology annotation, molecular function: structural constituent of cytoskeleton; actin filament binding. The transcript has 10 exons. The record is from RefSeq and is a predicted model, not a curated record. The coding region runs from base 107 to 1069 and encodes 320 amino acids. Gene Ontology annotation, biological process: actin filament polymerization; Arp2/3 complex-mediated actin nucleation. Gene Ontology annotation, cellular component: actin cytoskeleton; Arp2/3 protein complex. Lineage: Eukaryota; Viridiplantae; Streptophyta; Magnoliopsida; Proteales; Proteaceae.
UCUUCUUUUCGUCUUUUUCAUCUGAGAGUUUCUGUUCGUGGCUUGUUUCUCACAGCGAGAGAAGGAGGUCUUGGGGUCCCGUUAAUUUCGACGGAAGUCAUUAGAGAUGAUACUGUUGCAGUCGCCAUCGAGAUUUCUCCUUCAGACGUUAUCGAAUCGAGUACAAAAUCUAGAGAAGGGCGUUGAACUGGAUUGCCACUCGGUUGAAUUUGAUGACGUUCGCUAUCAUAUUCAGGUGUCUAUGAGGUAUCCUCAAUUUUUGCUGCUAUCCGUGUCUCUACCCACCCCUCCUCCAGAAACUGGUUUCUUUGGUGGGCUUCCUUUUGGAGCCAUAGAAGCUAUAAAAGCAGCAUAUGGUGUGCUCGUGCAGAUUCUUGACCCUCCCAGAGAUGGAUUUAAUUUGACAAUGAAAUUCAAUUUGUCGAAGCUUCCACCAGAUGAAGAGCAACACCAUGCUAUUCUGGUGAAGAUUGCAUCUGUGAGAGAAGUGGUACUCGGGGCUCCUUUAAGAUUGAUUCUAAAGCAUCUUGCUUCAAAGACAGUUGCUCCACAUGUAGAUCGACUUGUUGCUAUUGUUCAUAGGCCAAUGGAGUCAUUCUUCCUUGUCCCCCAGGCAGAAAAAGUGACUCUAGUUUUUCCUAUGAGAUUCAAGGAUUCCAUAGAUACUGUACUGGCAACUUCCUUCUUGCAGGAAUUUGUGGAGGCAAGGCGCACUGCCGGACUCAACAAUGCCCCUCCUUGUUUAUGGUCUCCUUCUCCUCCUCUAGAGCUGAAGGGAGCUCCUGCCCAAGCAUUAUCUGCAAAUGCAGGAUUUGUUACUUUCGUUAUAUUCCCACGCCACGUGGAAAGCAAAAAGCUGGACAGAACUGUUUGGAGUUUAUCAACAUUUCACGCAUAUGUUAGUUACCAUGUGAAAUGUUCAGAAGGUUUCAUGCACACCCGGAUGAGACGUCGUGUGGAGUCUUUGAUACUGGCUCUGGAUCGUGCAAAGCCAGAUGUUGAGAAGUCGAGGAAAGCUGCACAUAGCAGAUCCUUCAAGAGACUGAGCCUCAAAGGAAGCACGAGCUAAUUCAAAUUCAUGAAGACGUGCCAGUGGUCAAGCAG